This is a messenger RNA of Eimeria maxima, 1245 nucleotides long. Its product is annotated as Multi-pass transmembrane protein, related. Bases 1 to 1245 code for a protein of 414 amino acids. NCBI's taxonomy places the organism in Eukaryota, Apicomplexa, Conoidasida, Eucoccidiorida, Eimeriidae. The transcript is spliced from 12 exons. The record is from RefSeq and is a predicted model, not a curated record.
AUGAGUUACCUUCUCCAGCCCUUUUCCCUUGGCACAAAUGAGAGCAUUGAAGAUACCUUCAUCGCACCCCCUGACAACAUACAGGAGAGCCGAGAUGCGAUGGAGGAAGCGGAAAGACGGCUGUUGUACGACGACUUCCAGAAAUGUGGGAUUUUGCCCGAGUCCAUCUUGACUUUGCCCGAGUUGCUUGCUCGUCUGCGUACGUCUGCACGCCACUACGAUGAAGAAAUGCUUCGGCGCAUCUACGCUGCCUUGUCAUCAUUUAGGGGGCUGAGGGAGCCUUGUACAACUGGCCGCGUCUUCAUAGAGGCCUAUAUGAAACGCCGGCGGGAACUGCUAGCGGUGCUGGAAUCGGCUCGCGGGGAGCUGGACGGAGCGGAGAUGAUGCUGCAGCAGGCAGAGGCGCAUUUGUCAAGCUUGUCGAUGGACCCAAACGCUGCUCUGGCCGAAGAGAGCAAACUUACUGCUCAAGUCGCCUGCCUACAGAGCCUGGACUCGGGAAGUCCUGCUGCUUCAGAAGGAGACGUCUUCAAGGUGCAUCUGGAAUGUCAGCAGCAAGUGAUAGAGACAGCAGCGGUCCAGGUCGAGCGCGGCGUUUGUUUCUUUAACGAAGUUUUUUCAUUUGAAAUCAGUAGCAGAGAUGGAGAUCUCCGCCUUUGCCUCAUCAAAGUUGACCCAAACUCUGGCAGAGAAGAGCUCGUGGGAGACUGCUCUGUUCUUUUGCAGGACCUGAGCGACCAAAAGAAAAGGGAAUUCGUGAAGGAGAUAUGGGGGCACGCCGGAGAGAUUGUACUGUCUUGCCAAUGGAUCUUCUCAAAGCGAGCCCUCUAUGAGCAAUACCUUCACGAGUUCACAAUUCGUCGGGAGGCCAAAAUAAGGGAACUGUCGGACUACCAAGAAGAGCUGGACAAGCUGAAUCGGCCCUUCUGCAUGGUCGAUUCGGGGGGCGGCGGCUUGCUUAACUGCGUGAAGAUAAUUCCCGAACUUUUGUCUCGCCAGUUGGAGGAUCUCCGAGAGUAUCUGAAGCUUCCUGGUUGGAUGCUGACCAGCCAGUACGCCGUGGCUUUGACAGUGUUGCUUUCCAGCGUUGCCGGACAUUCGCGAGCUGUUUACCUAGACCAGUGCAUUGCUGCUUUUCUCUUUUGGAAUAACUUGAAUCCAAUUCGAUGGACAUUGGGGCGAUAUUCCUUCCUAAUGAUUUCUUGCAUCAUGUCCGCUUCUUCCGUCUCAAUACCCGAGCACUAA